CAACUCUCCUCUCGACUCCAGCUCCAGGCGGAGUUUGAGGUUUUCUUUAUCCAUUUGAGUGUUUGUGCGUGUCUGUACGAGUUGUGCCCCCGGUCGUGAGGGCGUCCGAUGGCCGUGUGACCACCUUUGACCCAGGACAGCUGCCCAGAAGCGCGAUGUUGGCCGCCGAGAGCGAGCGGUGUGGCUUGUGAACUUCCACUUUCGACGACAAACCGAGCGCGGACGCCUGGGGACAUGCGGGCCCUGGGCCUCUUGUGGGGCCUCCUGCUGGGCCUGGCCGCCGCCGAAAUGCUCAAUGAGGCCCGCAUCACGGAGCACCCGCACGACAUGGCGGUGACCUACGGCACGCAGCUCGAGUUCAUCUGCAUGGGCACAGGGAUCCCGGUGCCCGCCAUCAAGUGGUUCAAAAACGGCGAGCCGGUGGAGGGCGAGGCGUCGUUCCAGUCGUUCACCAUGUACGUGCGGUCUGUGCUGAAGCUGAACGCCUCCGAGAGUGCCAACUACACCUGUCAGGCGCAGAGCCAGCACGGAGAGAAAAUCUCGGUGGACACGCAGACCUUUUUCGUGAACGUCACCAGACCCAUUACAGUUCGACGACCUCUACCACCUCCUCGCGGCUACUGUGCACCAUACAAUGGCAAAAUUUGCAAGAAUUAUCUGCACGGCUCUGGACUUGUGUGGUUCAACAUCAGUCAUGACAAUUCGGGCGGGUGGUUGAAUGAGCAGAUCACCACCGGUCUCUGGGACGAGAUGAUUGACAACCUGAAAGAGCCCUGCCGAAGUGCAGCCGAGAAACUGCUGUGCACCUAUGCAUUCCCACAAUGCCAGAUCCACGAGGGCUAUCCCGUGGGACUUCCCCUGUGCCAGGAGGACUGCGUGGCCGUCAAGGACCUGUUCUGCUACAAUGACUGGGCGCUCAUUGAGGACAACAAGCAGCGUGGCGUUUUCUUCAGGUCCAGAGGCCACUUUGUGCUGCCCGAGUGUUCGACCCUGCCCAGUUUUAAGGAGCCGGAAAAGUGUUCGCACGCUGGACUUACCACUGUGCAGGAAGAUCAAGUCACAACUGAGUGCGUGCGCGGUCGUGGCCGCUUUUAUCUGGGCUCGAUGAACGUGACCAAGGAUGGCAUGGCGUGCCAACGGUGGGACUCGCAGGAGCCGCACUCACACAACCGCCCGCCGGAGGUGUUCCCGGAGGUGCAGAAUGCUGAGAACUACUGCCGUAACGCGGGUGGUGAAGAGCCCAGCCCGUGGUGCUACACCAUGGACGCAACCAUGCGCUGGCAGCACUGCGACAUACCUAUCUGUGAUAAUUCAACAGAAUUUACCAAAGUUGAGUACGAGGAGAAGCGAACAAUGACCCUCGACUCACUAAUGACGACCAAGUUCAUUUCGGUGGUGGCCGCUCUGUCAUUGACGGGUCUGGUGCUCUUCCUGCUGCUGCUCACCCUCUGCUUCCGCAUCUACAAGCAACGCACCGGCUACAACCCUACAAACACCCAUGACGCCGCAAGUACUGGACAGCAAGAGACCGAUAUUGAUUUGGACAAAUUGCCCAGCAACAUGGCGUACCACAGAACUGGCGCCCAACUCAAUCCCAAGUUGGAGAAACUCGAGUUUCCAAGAAAUGACAUAAUUUAUAUUAGGGACUUGGGACAGGGUGCUUUCGGAAGAGUUUUCCAAGCAAAAGCACCUGGCUUAGUCAAAGGGGAGGAAUUCACCCUGGUCGCCGUCAAAAUGUUGAAAGAAGAGGCUUCGGGCGACCUGAUGGAAGAUUUCGAGCGAGAAGCGUGUCUCCUAUCGGAAUUCGAGCAUCCAAACAUAGUCAAACUUCUGGGUGUGUGCGCCAUCGGCAGGCCCAUGUGCCUCCUCUUUGAGUACAUGGGCCGUGGCGACCUAAACGAGUUCCUCCGAUCUUGUUCUCCGAGCAACUACAUUGUACGCAGCUCCGACGGAGACGGCGAACACUUCAAGGAUGUGCAACUAAAUCACCUGGACCUCAUCAACAUAGCUAGACAAGUGGCAGAAGGGAUGGUUUACUUGUCGGACCGCAAAUUUGUCCACCGAGAUUUGGCAACUCGAAAUUGCUUGAUCGACGAUGACAUGGUGGUCAAAAUUGCCGACUUUGGUCUCUCACAGAAAAUAUACCUGCAGGAUUAUUACAAAGGGGAUGAACAUGACGCCAUUCCCAUCAGAUGGAUGCCCCUAGAGUCCAUCCUAUACAACAAGUACACUGUCGAAUCUGAUGUUUGGGCGUUUGGCGUGUGCCUGUGGGAGAUUUUCUCCUUUGCACUUCAGCCGUACUACGGCAUGACCCACGAAGAGGUGGUCAAGUACAUCAAAGAGGGCAACGUCCUCCACUGCCCCGACAACACUCCCAAGCCCGUCUACGAGCUGAUGAAAAUGUGCUGGCACCGAAAGCCAGCGGGUCGACCGCCCUUUCGCGUCGUCCACCGCACCCUAGACGGUCUGCAGACGGAGCUGGAGCGCGCCUUCAGCUACCGCUACCCUCCCAGGGUGCACGUCUGAGGAGGCAAAACCCUCCUUUGCAGUUAACUGCGGCCAAUUACCUCACAAGUCUCUUUUCCUGCAUUUAUUUUUCAAUAGUUUUGCAAAGGCAUCAUUUACGUAACGAGUGACUGAGGAUUAAUAUAUAUAAAAAAACUCGACCAACAAAGAGUCAACUUGAAUCUCCUUGUGCUAUUUUUGAUGAUAGGUUGUGCGAAACUCUUAUCGGCAGCUCUGUGCUGAACAGCAUUUAUAAUUUAAAGCGGAUUUUUUUUUCAA
Molecule: messenger RNA, 2784 nt
Organism: Neocloeon triangulifer
Lineage: Eukaryota; Metazoa; Arthropoda; Insecta; Ephemeroptera; Baetidae
Product: tyrosine-protein kinase transmembrane receptor Ror2-like
Exons: 11
Coding region: 235-2526 (763 amino acids)
Biological process (GO): positive regulation of kinase activity; protein phosphorylation; cell surface receptor protein tyrosine kinase signaling pathway
Cellular component (GO): signaling receptor complex
Molecular function (GO): ATP binding; transmembrane receptor protein tyrosine kinase activity; protein binding
Source: RefSeq, a predicted model, not a curated record